Messenger RNA from Abrus precatorius (Indian licorice), 1039 nucleotides. RefSeq lists its product as uncharacterized. Bases 99 to 956 code for a protein of 285 amino acids. The transcript is spliced from 10 exons. Gene Ontology annotation, molecular function: RNA-DNA hybrid ribonuclease activity; nucleic acid binding. The record is from RefSeq and is a predicted model, not a curated record. NCBI's taxonomy places the organism in Eukaryota, Viridiplantae, Streptophyta, Magnoliopsida, Fabales, Fabaceae.
UUCUUUCUUCGCUUCAAAGUUCAAACACUCAUACUUCGAAACCUUGGCUUCUAUCACUGAGAAAGUGAUUCUGGAACUGGGUUUGAUCACUUGUUGCAAUGGCUGAGGAAAAGGACGCUUUCUUCGUUGUAAGAAAGGGGGAUGUUGUUGGCAUCUACAAGUCUUUCAGUGACAUCCAACUUUUACUUGCAUCUUCUGUACCUGGUGACUCUCUAAGUAUUUACAAAGGGUUUUCUUUACCUCACAAAACUGAGGAGUACCUUGUCUCACAUGGGCUUAAGGGAGCCCCUUAUUCUAUCAGUGCUUCUGAUGUGCAUGAGGGGCUUUUUGGAAGACUUGUUGCUUGCCCUUAUCAGGAUCCAUAUUCUGCCCAAGGAAGAUCUGUUGAUGUGAGUUCAUCAUCAAAGAUCUUGCAGGGAGCCAUUCAGUUUGAUUCUAGUAAGGUGGUUGGAUCAUCUUCAUUUCCAACAAAUUUACAGAGGCAUCAUUCAUUAAGUGGAUCCCAGGCAGAGUUUUCUACUAAUCUUUCUUGUAUCCUUGAGUUUGAUGGCGCUUCAAAAGGAAAUCCUGGACCAGCUGGUGCUGGAGCUAUUCUGCGUGCUGAAGAUGGGAGCAAGGUCUAUCGAUUGCGUGAAGGGGUGGGCACUCAAACAAAUAAUGUUGCUGAAUAUCGUGGUUUAAUUUUAGGACUGAAACAAGCCCUGAAGAAAGGAUAUAAGCACAUUCGUGUCCAAGGAGACUCCCUGCUUGUCUGCAAUCAGAUUCAGGGUUUGUGGAAAAUCAAAAACCAGAAUAUGGCCUACUUAUGUAAUGAGGCCAAGAAGCUGAAGGAUAAAUUUCUGUCAUUCAAGAUCAAUCACGUUCUUAGGGAAUAUAACUCAGAAGCUGAUGUUCAAGCAAACCUGGCCAUAAAUCUCAAAGCUGGUGAAGUUCAAGAAGAUUGUCAGUUGCUUUAAUGCUCAACUGGCAGUGUGCUUGUGCCCUUUGCUUUCAACUUGGGUGCAUUCUAGCUUUAACAAAGAACCCAGUUAAAUUUCUA